AUGUGGGAAGGGAUCUUGUCUGGCCACAUGGUGGAUGAAGAUGAUUCCAGCCGCACUUUGAUCCACGUCACUCUCUACUACCCUGCGUCGCUGUCAAUGAGAGAGUUUCUUGACAAGUUCGUGGAAGCAGCAGAUGAAUCCCUUGAAGUGAAUUUCAAUCUCUCCACCUCUAGUGUGCGAACAGCAUUUGCAGACUCAUGGCCCGCAGAUGUCUCUGGUGAGAAGGGAGUUGGAGAAGCGACCUUGUGCACCUUGGAUGCUUCGAGUAGGCUCAAAGAGAAUCGCAACAUGCUGAACAUAUAUCAAGAGUCAGAUACUGUCGAGUAUGAGGAUGGCCUUGACUGCGACACUUUCGACAAUGCCGACUUCUGGUGGGAGAACACAACACACAUUGGCGCCAAGGGCCUCUUGGAGUACUUAGAAGAUGAUCUAAUUCAGCUAAUUUAUCACGACAUGCACGACCAAGAAAACAAUUUCGCUUCUCAGCCGAUACUCCUUGAAGGAACCCCAGCGUAUCACACAACAACGAGGCUAAAAACCCAGAUGUACACCGAUGAAAUCUAUGACAAUGAACGUGACGAUAUCGACACUGAUGAUUGCCAAGCGCGAUAAUACAAUGACGAAAAGCCCUCUAUGUAUGGACAUAAUCUAUACAGGGAGAGGAUGAAGGGUGAAUUACACUAUCAAUGUAACAUCAGUGGACUAGGAUCACUACUUCUCAUGUUCCGUUGUCAAAGCUGCCAAGUAAGUUU
This is a messenger RNA of Colletotrichum acutatum, 752 nucleotides long. RefSeq lists its product as uncharacterized. The record is from RefSeq and is a predicted model, not a curated record. NCBI's taxonomy places the organism in Eukaryota, Fungi, Ascomycota, Sordariomycetes, Glomerellales, Glomerellaceae. The transcript has a single exon. Bases 1 to 612 code for a protein of 203 amino acids.